Messenger RNA from Suillus subalutaceus, 480 nucleotides. RefSeq lists its product as uncharacterized. The transcript has 3 exons. The annotation marks the transcript as partial. The record is from RefSeq and is a predicted model, not a curated record. Lineage: Eukaryota; Fungi; Basidiomycota; Agaricomycetes; Boletales; Suillaceae.
AUGCGCUCAAAUGAGAGCCCGCGGGAUUACUGGCGAGCACUCCUGAAAUCAGGAGAUGAACUUGCUGAUGUACUUCCGAUUAUUGCAAUCAAAAUGUUCUCUGCGGUUCCUAUUUCUAUGGCAGACGAACACACUAUGUCCACCAUCACAUGGUUGAACUCUCCUCGUCGCGCUAAUCAAAACCUUGGGACACUUCAAGAUCACAUCAAAAUUCGACAGUGGCAUCGUUACAAACCUGAGAAUGCAAAUCCCACCAAAAAAUUGCUUGUUCGAUGGCGAGACAUGGACGAAACUAUUUUCCACAAGCGUACAGCUUCAGACAUGGAUAUGUCUGAAGACCUUCCACUCCCUGGACUCCGUCCACCUCAACCAAGACCCUUCAACUCCAAUCCACCCAACGACGCUGAUGAUCCCAAAUUUCCCGAUGAUGGUGCUGAAUGGCUGAACGACGAGCGAGGACUGGCGAGCGAGUUUGAAAAA